UUUCAGUUCUUCUUCACUUGUUUCCUCUACAUCUCUCUCCUUCUCUCUAGCUCUCAUCAUGGCGACUGCAAUGGUUGAAGACAGCUCCUUCGAAGAUGAUCAACUAGCUUCAAUGUCCACUGAUGAUAUUGUUAGGAACUCUAGACUGCUCGACACCGAAAUUCGUAUCCUCAAGGAAGAAUUGCAAAGAACAAAUAUGGAAUUAGAAUCAUUUAAAGAUAAGAUUAAAGAGAAUCAAGAGAAGAUCAAGCUUAAUAAACAGUUACCUUACUUAGUCGGUAACAUCGUGGAGAUAUUGGAAAUGAAUCCCGAGGAAGAUGCUGAGGAAGAUGGUGCUAAUGUUGAUCUCGAUUCACAAAGGAAGGGAAAAUGUGUUGUACUGAAAACAUCUACCCGUCAGACAAUCUUUCUACCUGUUAUUGGUCUAGUGGAUCCUGAUAAGCUAAAACCUGGGGAUUUGGUUGGUGUUAACAAAGACAGUUACUUGAUCUUGGACACUCUUCCAUCGGAAUAUGAUUCACGUGUAAAGGCAAUGGAAGUUGAUGAAAAGCCAACCGAGGAUUACAAUGAUAUCGGAGGGUUGGAGAAGCAGAUUCAAGAACUUGUGGAGGCUAUUGUUCUUCCUAUGACGCACAAAGAGAGGUUCCAGAAAUUAGGAGUUCGCCCACCCAAAGGAGUGCUCUUAUACGGACCUCCUGGAACGGGGAAAACAUUAAUGGCUCGAGCUUGUGCAGCACAGACUAAUGCCACUUUUUUGAAGCUAGCAGGCCCACAACUUGUUCAGAUGUUCAUUGGAGACGGAGCAAAGCUUGUUCGUGAUGCCUUUCAGCUUGCAAAGGAGAAGUCUCCCUGCAUCAUCUUUAUAGAUGAAAUCGACGCAAUUGGUACCAAAAGAUUUGACAGUGAAGUCAGUGGAGAUAGGGAAGUGCAAAGGACUAUGUUGGAGUUGCUGAAUCAGCUUGAUGGUUUCAGCAGUGAUGACCGUAUAAAAGUGAUAGCAGCAACAAACCGAGCUGACAUCCUGGAUCCUGCCCUCAUGCGUUCAGGUCGUUUAGAUCGAAAAAUUGAGUUUCCACAUCCCACUGAAGAAGCUAGAGCUCGAAUAUUGCAGAUCCAUUCAAGAAAAAUGAAUGUAAACCCAGAUGUCAAUUUUGAGGAGUUGGCUCGUUCAACAGAUGAUUUCAACGGAGCGCAGCUGAAAGCCGUCUGUGUGGAGGCUGGUAUGCUGGCUCUGCGUCGAGAUGCAACUGAGGUGAUCCAUGAAGACUUUAACGAAGGUAUUAUUCAAGUUCAAGCGAAGAAGAAAGCCAGUCUUAAUUAUUAUGCAUAAUUUGAGUUUGUAUUACCGUUUGUAUUACUAGACGCAUGGCACAAUCUUCCAGUAUCAUCAACCACUUUUUGUGUGCUUAUUUUUUUUUCUUUCUUAGUUUAAGUUUAUAUUCUGCAGUGAAUUCUAGAGCAUCAUUGGUUCAUGGUUCAAAUUUACUAUUAUAAACAGUCAAAAGCUCGUUUGGUUUUACCA
Molecule: messenger RNA, 1522 nt
Organism: Papaver somniferum (opium poppy)
Lineage: Eukaryota; Viridiplantae; Streptophyta; Magnoliopsida; Ranunculales; Papaveraceae
Product: 26S proteasome regulatory subunit 6A homolog
Exons: 10
Coding region: 59-1330 (423 amino acids)
Biological process (GO): proteasome-mediated ubiquitin-dependent protein catabolic process
Cellular component (GO): proteasome regulatory particle, base subcomplex
Molecular function (GO): ATP hydrolysis activity; proteasome-activating activity; ATP binding
Source: RefSeq, a predicted model, not a curated record